Lagopus muta (rock ptarmigan) is the source of this 2894-nucleotide messenger RNA. Its product is annotated as extracellular tyrosine-protein kinase PKDCC-like. The transcript is spliced from 7 exons. Gene Ontology annotation, biological process: protein phosphorylation. Lineage: Eukaryota; Metazoa; Chordata; Aves; Galliformes; Phasianidae. The record is from RefSeq and is a predicted model, not a curated record. Gene Ontology annotation, molecular function: non-membrane spanning protein tyrosine kinase activity; ATP binding. Bases 1 to 1320 code for a protein of 439 amino acids.
AUGGAGACAGGCGGGCGGCGGCGGGGCGCGGCGUUGAGCGCGGCGUUGCUGGCGCUGUCGGCGCUGGCGUUGCUGCUGCCGCCGCUGGCGCUGCGGGCGGGCUCGGAGCUGCCGCCGGGUUUGCUGGAGGAGCUGCGGCAGCGGCGGCGGGACCUGCGGCGGCUGGCGGCGGGCGGGGCGGCGGCGGCGGCGGUGGAGGGCGGGCUGCGCUGCGGGGACGUGCGGAGGGCGGCGGGCGCGGCGCCGGUGCUGGGCUCCGGCUUCACCAAAGUGGUGGUGCGGGCGGCGCUGGCGGGCGGCGGGGCCGUGGCGCUGAAGUCGGUGCACGGGGCGGGCCGGGAGGUGCGGCAGUGCGAGCAGCGGUACGGGGCGCCCGCCGGCUGCCGCCGUCUGGCCGCUUACAAACUGCUGAAGGAGGUGACGCUGCUGCGGCGCCUGCGGCAUCCCGGCAUCGUGCAGCUGCACGGGCAGUGCUACGACGCUGGCGGGGAGCCCGAAGCCGGGGUCACGGCCGUGCUGGAGCUGGGAGCCCCGCUGGAGAUGAUCCAGCUUCUGCAGACCCCCUGGGAGGAGAGAUUCAAAAUUUGCCUGGGCCUUGUGGAGCUGCUGUUCUACUUGGCACACUCCCCUCUGGGCUCAAUAGUCCUCUUGGACUUCCAGCCGAGGCAGUUUGUUAUGGUGGAUGGGAACCUCAAAGUGACAGACAUGGAUGAUGCCAGCACUGAGGAGCUGUCGUGUGAGGAGGAUAAUGACUGCACUCUUGACUUCCCCACAAAAAGCUUUCCUCUCCGGUGCUCUUCAGCUGGGAAGUGUGAAGGAAUAAACGAGAAGAGGAACCUCUUCAAUGCCUAUCGGUAUUUCUUCACCUAUCUUCUGCCACACUCUGCACCACCAGCUUUGCAGCCCUUUUUGAGUGAUAUUCUUAAUGCAACAGGUAACUUACAAUAUGGAAUAAAUGAAACCCUGAGAGCUUUUGAAAAGGUUUUACAUCUGUACAAGUCUGGGCUCUACUUACAGAAAAGACCUCUACUUUUAAAAGACUACAUCUCCCUGCGGGGAUUCCGGACGGAGGAAGCAGAGCCCUAUAAGUGCUGGCCUUCCUACAGCCACCUGGGCUGCCUGCUCUCUGUCCACAGCCCUGAGGAGGCCGCUGCCAUUUGUAGCUCCCAGCCACAGUGUCAGAGUUUCAUCAUCAGCCAGCAGAGAACAUGGACAGGACGCCCACUCGCCUCAUUUCAGAGCAGCCCAACUGAUUUAAUACCGGAUACUACUGCUGUAGUCUAUAUUAAACGAUCAGCUUCCUUAGGGAGAAGACUUUAAAGACAAUGAGAUCACAUAGGACAAUCCUGGGAGGAACAAAUCACUGGGGAGAAGUUCAUCUCCUGAAAGGAAUAACAUGCUUUAUUUUGCUCGGGUUGUGAUCUCCCCGCCAGCUCAGAUUGAGUCAAAUACUGCUGUCUCCUUGAUCAAAGCUCCAGUUUCUUGUUGCAGAGUGCUCCUUCCCCGCAGCCCUGCUAGCUUGUUUAGCUGUUCCCACACUGCUGUUCUGCAUAAACAAUCCCAGUUUUAGUCAAAUGUGGCCAGGCUCUGCAAUACCUAGCCUUGUUGCUUCAGUAGUCAGCUUGUCAGCCAAGAAAUAGCAAUAGCUGCAGGGACCUGGCUGGAGUAAGCCCAGUUUGCUCAGCAGACUCCAAAUAACUUAGAAAUAGCACACACUGGAGAAUGCAGCGGCUCCUCCUGCAGCUACCAACAAGGUUUCACACCACUGUAGAUGGAAGGGCUCAGACCUCAGUGAGGGGGUGCAGACUGGGGUCUGUAUCCAGAGGUUGAAGCUGGGGAUGGCCUUCUGAGGAGGGUCAUGGUUCAGCUCCUUUGGGUCAGAGAAGGGAGACCGUGUGGAGGUCAUCUCUGGAGCCCAGUGUCGGGAUGCUUGGAUGCACGAUUUGGGUUUGACCAGGUGUGAUUUGCAAUACCAGCUCCCAUGUAUCAACCUUGAAGGUUUUUCUGUUACUUUCCGUGAAAGAGCAAGACAUUCAAAUUAUUUAUGUACAAAGUGUAACUCUGUAUGGUAAAGAAUGACUGUGUUUAUUCUAAGCAUGCUGUGAAUAGUUUUUCUUUUGUAAUAGCCUAUGUUUUAAUGCAACCAAAUGCAAGUGUUUCCUACCUUCAGCUCUCCCAGCAUUGUUACCCAUUCCUGAGGACAACCUGUGAGCACACACCUGCACAUGCUCCUCCCUGGGCUGCCUGCAGGCAUUGCCCUUUUCUUUUCCUGCAUGCUGAGAAAAAGCCCAAUUCUCUGCUGAACUCCCCCUGUUACAGGGGAAGUUUCCUAGCCUGGUAAGGGAGAGCUGUGCUGCAGCAUCCCUGUGAUACAGAGUUGAGUUUUCCUCCCAGCCUACACCAAGCUCCUGCCAGGGUUCUGCUGUGUUUGCUGUGAGCUGGUCCUGGAUUUCCUGAGGCAGGUGUUAACCAUUCAGCUCAUUAGUACUUGCAGCAGUGGGGCUUUUCUCAUACUGUGUAACCCCUGCUGGUUGAGUUGAGGCUCAGGGACUCUGGUUGUAAUAUCAAUUAAGGAGAAUUUCUAUUAGCAUGACAAGAAAGCUCUUCUUGCUGUGAUUAUCCUAUUGCUGCAGGCUUUUAAAAGGGGCAUGAUGGUGGACCCUGGGGAAGGUGGAGAGAUGGUCCUGCCAGGGGUCCUCCGUUAUCUUGCUUUCACCUCACCAAGCAUGGCUUUGGUUAUCUCCUUUGUGGUGCUUCACAUUAUCAAGAUUUAAUGAGAGUUUAUUCUAUCUCUCUCAAUAUAAGGAGGUAUAAAUCAGAAGUGUGUUCCCCAAAGUAAAGGUAAGUGCCAGCAUGGGGUCACUUCCAAGAGGAAGAAAUAGGGGAUGUGAACA